Chenopodium quinoa (quinoa) is the source of this 1705-nucleotide messenger RNA. RefSeq names its product protein MAIN-LIKE 1-like. The transcript is spliced from 2 exons. Bases 283 to 1071 code for a protein of 262 amino acids. The record is from RefSeq and is a predicted model, not a curated record. NCBI's taxonomy places the organism in Eukaryota, Viridiplantae, Streptophyta, Magnoliopsida, Caryophyllales, Amaranthaceae.
UCGGUUACCUUGGAUAUGACUGAGGAAGAGCUGAAUGAGAAGUGCGGUACCAAAACCGUAUGGCAGGGUAGUGGGGUCCUGACUGAGAGAAUAGUGGAUUCGACCUUGGAGGCACAGAGGCCCUUCAGUUUCCAUUACAGGGCGUACCUGUGGUUAGUACUCGGCGGUUGUUUGUUUUUGGACAAGAGUGGAAACCGUACUCAUCCUUCCUUCCUCAACGAGCUGUUUGUUGAGGAUGUUCAGAUUAGUGAGUACUCCUAGGGUUCUGCUGUGCUUGCAUACAUGUACCGGCAGUUGGGUACAGCAUCACGAAGAGAUGCUGAUUCUAUCGCUGGCUGCCUUACGCUUCUGCAGGCGUGGAUCUACGAGUACUUUCCGUGUUUCCGGCCUCAGCAGGGGACCUUGACCAGAGAGCUUGCUAUUCCUCGUGCGUCCGCCUGGGAUGUUGGAUCGGGGUGCCCUAACAAGAGCAUGGAGCGCCUUCUCGCUUUUCGGGCUAGGCUGGAUCAUUUGACUGACAAUGAAGUUAACUGGCUACCGUACGGAGUUGAUCCAGCACGACGCGUGCCUGCUACUCUUUUCAUUGGCUGCAUCCAGUAUCGUAGCAUCAUUGAGCCAUACAUGCCUGAUCGAGUGGUUCGGCAACUUGGAUACGUCCAGGGCAUUCCACCAGCCAUUAUCAGGCCUGAGAAGGCUAAGAGACCGACGAACUUGAAGAUGUAUCGGGUUGACUUUCCGCCAGAGAUGACAUCUGUGAUGUGGACUCGGUUUGUCCCUGGUAUGUCUUUUAGUGUCGUGGUUGGUGCCGUCAGUAGACUUGGUGGUGGUGCUCCUACGGUCGGUCCUGGUUACAUGCAGUGGGUGUACCGAUUUUCUCAUCCACGUGUUUCUCCAGUUGCGUCAUCACAUGAGAGGCGCACACUGCCAGAGAGAACUAACACGGAUUACUGGAUGGGUCGGUCUAUGGAGGUCAUCAACAGGACCCUGGAGGAGUAUCCGAGCCUAUCGCGUGAUACAAGAGCAAUGGCUGAGGCGCUACGAGCUGAUUGGAGGGCGAUGAUGGGGUUGUGAGCGUCCUGUUUUUUAUUUUUAUUUCCCUUGUACGCAUUUCGUUUAUGUACUAUAUAUUCGUCAUGUACUUUAAGUAUUGAACAGCUGUUUUGGUGGUUUUGUAGAAAUUUUGUUUAAUUAAGUUCAAUUCGUUGCAAAUUACAUAAGGACAACUGUUUAACAUAAAUGAAAGUACAACAACAUGUUCACUAUCUAAUUAAGGCAUCCCACAUGUUCCUUCUAGCUUCGUAACGCCAAUUCCAACCGUCAACACUUGGGUCGUGGUGCUCGGUCCACCAACCUGCAAUCGGGGGAAGUGGCGAAUCUGGUGCAAGUUCAAUACAAAUAAAAUGUGAGGCCCCAACUGUAGCGAUGACAAACUCUCGCUCCGGUGCUGUGACCCCCCUUCUUGCCCGCAACGGCAAUAUCGUGAGGCAUGGGUAGUAGCAAGUUGGUGUUUGGCCUACACCAAGAAUAGUAACCGCUGCGUUGAACCAAGUCGCAAUAGGAAAUAAAUCUUGUAUUGCAACCAUCCAAUGACGGGAAUCAACCGCCCCACCGUCCCAUCGAAUACGCUGCACAUUGAUCUCAAGUCUUCCAAGCCCAUAAAUCCUCUCAUAUAGGGCUUGAUAACCGAGGACCUCAUUCGCUAUUG